AUGAAUCAAAGAAGAAAAAUGGACAGACGGAAAGACAAAAAAUAUAUUACCGUAUAUUACUACAGUAAUGACAGAUCUAACAAAGGAAAAAAUGACAGGAAAAAAAAGGAAGAAAUAAAAAUGGGAUAUGUAACUAUAGAAAUAACUAGGAUGAAGCACAGAAUAUAUCCCCAUAGCAAAAUAAAUAAAGAAUUCAUUUUUCAAAAAGGAAAAAAUAUCUCUGGAGGGAAAAUUUCAGGCAUACAUUUUCUAAAAGACAAUUCUCAAAACAUCAAACAUGGAGGAAUAGGCACAUACAAAUGCCGAGAUAAAACGAGAGGAUUCAUAGCAAAUUUUAUAAACUCCUUUUGGAACAAAAAUAUAAAAGGAUAUUGGACAUACAUACUAUUCGAUGUGAUAUUUGCUACAAAAAAGAGAAUAAAUGAAAAGAUCAAUUAUUUCUAUAAAGAGUUCGUUUUAAAUAAUGAUUAUUUUUAUAGUGAACUGAAAAUAAAUAACAAAACUGUGAAUAUGGAUAAAGUAAAUGCUGCCUUAAAUUCUUUCAAUGUAGAACGUGCAAAAAUGUUUUUAGAAUCUGCAUGUGUGUAUGAUAACAUCAUUAAUAUAGGAAUUACAAGCAAGGGGAAUACGACUACUUUUCCACAAUAUUUAGGACUAAAUAAUAGUUCCUUUGAAUAUAGUAACCUUAACGGGAUGUAUAAAAAUACGAGCACAACUGAUAAUUAUUACGCUCAGAAUAUGAUCAAUUUUAAUGGUUUCAAUAAUUUAUUUUUCAACCAAAAUUUUUUUUCUCAAUCGAAUUUUUCUCAUUUCAACUGCAGAGAUGAUUCGUGUCUACAUCAGAAAUUUGGAAACAUUAACUUUCACACAGAUUUGACCCCUACCAUAAAACAAAAUGUAAAACAUUUUUACAUUUCUCUUGUUAAUAAAAAAACGAAUGUAAAAGAACUGAGGAAAAUUAGCUUAAUGGAAAUAAGCAAUUUUCCCUCUUUUUUCUUAUGUCAAGGAUUUUUAUCUGAGGUGGAGAGCUACUUGGCUUUAAAUCAUUGCCUUUUGUAUGUUAAGAAAAACCAAGCAGAAAUGUCACAAAUCCACUUGAACUUGUUUUCGAUCCUGAUAGAUGUAGACGAAGUUAAUUUUUUGGAAGAACGCAUAUCCAAAUCUAUACUCAGACAUAUAAUUAAUAGGCUGACUACAUUAUUUAAAAUUUCAACUGAUGAUAUACAAUCGGUGCAUUUCUGUAUAUACAUAAAAAACAACCAAGAGAUGGAAACCUUAAAUUUUGUGGAAAAAAACAUAUACAAAUAUUCUAUUUUUAUAUUUUUAAGCAGCAAAAAUGGGAAUUUUAUAGAAUUCCCCUACAAUGGAUUGAAAAUUAUGGUUAUGAUUGGUAACUGCAUGAUAUAUGAGUGUACUGGGAGGAACAAGUGUAAUGGUGGUGAGAACAUGUCAAAUAGCAAUACCUUCAAAUUUGAACUCUCUGAAGAAAAAUUGUUUUUUCUAAAAAUUAAUCUCAAAGAGAAUGUAGAUUUACAUCAUGUGGUAGUGAGCGAAACAGAUACUACUGAAAAAGGUAUCGAGCAAUUUUCUAAUGAUGCUAAAUUAACAGGGUUGCCCAAGACAGUUGCUUCUAACAUUUCAUAUUCCUCUAAUAAUUCUAUUAACAAUAAUGUAAAUGAUCGUACUGUCGAAGGAUUGAACCCUAAGGCCAAUUCAUUUUCAAGUCUUCAAAAGAACGUGGACAAAAUUAAUAAAGAGAUAGUGGACCUUAAUAUGAACAUAAUGAAGUAUUUAUAUUUAAGGACAACAAAUUCUAAAAACUGUGAGAUUCUCCCUGUCGUAUUUGAUUCUCAAAGUGGAAAGGGGAGGAACUGCAGCCAAAAGAGGUAG
Plasmodium gonderi is the source of this 1890-nucleotide messenger RNA. RefSeq lists its product as hypothetical. The record is from RefSeq and is a predicted model, not a curated record. NCBI's taxonomy places the organism in Eukaryota, Apicomplexa, Aconoidasida, Haemosporida, Plasmodiidae. The coding region runs from base 1 to 1890 and encodes 629 amino acids. The transcript has 2 exons.